This is a messenger RNA of Thamnophis elegans (Western terrestrial garter snake), 4031 nucleotides long. It is a transcript of the gene GLS2, whose product is annotated as glutaminase 2. Gene Ontology annotation, molecular function: protein binding; glutaminase activity. The coding region runs from base 70 to 1893 and encodes 607 amino acids. The record is from RefSeq and is a predicted model, not a curated record. Gene Ontology annotation, biological process: L-glutamine catabolic process. NCBI's taxonomy places the organism in Eukaryota, Metazoa, Chordata, Lepidosauria, Squamata, Natricidae. The transcript is spliced from 18 exons.
UGGCGCUUCCUCCCCGUACCUUUCAAGGUGCGCUCCCGAUCUGGAGAGCCGGAGGCAUCGACUGUAGUCAUGGGCGCUCUCAGGAUCGUGACAGGAGCGCUGCAGCCUCGGGAGAUCCGGCGCCACUGGAGAAGAGGGUCGUCGGGACACGGUUUGGAGCUGGUCCUUCCCGCGGCUUUGGGCAGAGCCCCCUACUCCGCCGGAGGGAGAGAGGCGGUGAUGAAUGGCCGUCACCAGCAGCCGCCUAAACAGCGCCUCACUGACCAGGACCUCUCAGCGAAUGGGAUGCUGCCACGCCUCAGUGAUCUCCUCUUCUACACAAUAGCCGAAGGACAGGAAAGCAUCUCUGUUCAUAAAUUCACCACUGCCUUACAGCGCACUGGUCUUUGGACCUCAGAUCCACGUCUUCGCGACUGCAUGAAUCUGAUGCGGACCGCAACUCAAGAAGCUAGCAGUGGAGGAAUGCUGAGUCGAGAACUUUUUCGGAGGUGUGUGAGUAGCAAUAUAGUUCUCUUGACCCAGGCUUUCCGGAAGAAAUUUGUCAUCCCCGACUUUGAGGAGUUUACAUCACACGUGGAGCAGAUCUUUAAGCAUACCGAAGGACUUAGGGAGGGCAAGGUAGCAAAUUACAUUCCACAAAUGGCGAGAUAUAAUCCAGACAUCUGGGGUGUAUCUCUCUGCACAGUGGACGGACAACGGCAUUCCAUGGGCCACACUAAGACUCCCUUCUGCCUGCAGUCAUGUGUCAAGCCCUUAAAAUAUGCUGUUGCUGUCAGUGAAUUGGGCACAGAGAGAGUCCAUCAGUAUGUGGGCAAAGAGCCCAGUGGGCUGCGUUACGACAAACUCUCAACGAAGAAGGUGAGGAUUCCGCACAACCCUAUGGUGAAUGCAGGAGCCAUUGUGGUGAGCUCUCUUAUCAAGAUGGGCUGCAAGAAAGCAGAGAAGUUUGACUACGUGGUGGAUUAUUUGAAGAAGAUGGCUGGAAACGAAUACGUGGGAUUCAGCAAUACAACGUUUCAGUCAGAGAAAGAAAUAGGAGAUCGGAAUUAUGCCAUUGGCUACUAUCUCAAAGACAAAAAGUGCUUUCCCUGUGGUGCAGACAUGAUGGCAGCUCUUGACUUGUAUUUCCAGUUGUGUUCUGUUGAAGUGACUUGUGAGUCUGGAAGUGUCAUGGCAGCCACACUUGCCAAUGGUGGUAUCUGCCCUAUCACAGGCGAGUGUGUCCUCAGUGAUGAAGCCAUCCGCAACACCCUUAGCCUCAUGCAUUCUUGUGGCAUGUACGACUUCUCCGGGCAGUUUGCCUUCCAUGUUGGCCUUCCUGCCAAAUCUGCAGUCUCUGGGGCUAUCCUGCUGGUGGUGCCCAAUGUUAUGGGAGUGAUGUGUCUAUCGCCCCCUCUGGAUAAAGCUGGCAACAGCACGAGAGGAAUUGGGUUUUGUCAGGAAUUGGUGUCCCUCUUCAAUUUUCACAACUAUGACAACUUGCUGCAUUGCACCCGCAAGAUGGACCCACGCCGUGAAGGAGAUGAAGUUAGGAACAAGACUGUUGUGAAUCUGCUGUUUGCUGCUCACAGUGGAGAUAUCUCUGCUCUUCGGAGGUUUGCCCUAUCAGCUAUGGACAUGGAACAGAAAGACUAUGACUCUCGAACAGCCUUGCAUGUUGCUGCAGCUGAAGGACAUCUGGAGGUUGUGAAGUUUCUGACUGAGGCCUGCAGAGUCAAUCCUUUUGUCAAGGACAGAUGGGGAAACAUUGCCUUGGAUGAUGCCAUCCAGUUUCACCACCUGGAAGUGGUGAAGUUGCUCAAGGAUUAUCAAGAAAGCUACAUAUUGGGUUCCAGACAGGUCAAGGAGGCAGCUGAGGAUCUCUCCAAGGAGAAUUUGGAAAGUAUGGUGUGAGAAUGGUAGUUUCUACAAUUGCUUUAUUAGCCCUGCUAAGGACUUGAACAAGAAGAUAGACAAAUAGAGAGAGACAGAGAGAAACGACAUCCUCCUCAUUCCAAACUACUCCAUCCAGUUGAGCAAGGCGGAGUUGUAUUUUUCCAUAACUGUCAUGUACAAGAGACUCUCUCUGGUGAACCUUGUAUGAAAGUUCAGUACUCCCCUUUGACAAUAAAAUCCCCAGGAACUGAGUUAGCAACUUUUGGUGAGAAACUAAUUUUAGGUGCAGAAAAAGGAGAAAAAGAAUGCUCAACUCCCAUUUUGGGUUGCCUGAUAAAAUUCAAAGUAAGCUAUCACUAUAAAUGCUGAACACAUUUAAGGAAAAAGUAUUCAAUUCCGACCUUCAAUUUUGUAACUUAAUGAAACCUCCACAUUGAUUAUUUUCAAUUCCUCCACCAUGAAUCCAUUCUCUCCCUUGUCCAACCAUUCCCCCAAUAGCUAUUUAAGCAAGAAGGGAAAACAUACUGGUCUCUAUAAUGUUUUUAAGGAUUUCUGACUUUUGUCUGUCCCCACCUUCAAAAAUAGUCAGCCAUUUCUGUUAUUACAGCUUACAUUCCCUUUCCUACACACAGAGGCUGCAGAGCUAUCUCAUCAUGCAGUUAUGCCACUGGAAGGUGUGGAGAUAUAACUGUUGCUUUUUAGGGAAUUGAUUUUCACUUUUAAAAAUCAAUUUGAAAUUUAGUGCAUCUAUUCUGCUUCUUGUUUCCAUUAAAAAAAAUGUAUCAUGUCAAAUUUGGAUUGUGUGAUUUGAUAGACUGACCGAUUGAACAUUUUCAUCAACAUGUUACAUGUACAAUCACAACAUGACUUCUAUGAUACUUGCAGCCACUCACAAACCUCCAUUUUCAGAAAGCCAAAUUCAAGAAGCUAAAAAUAAUUUACACAAGCACCAGAAUGGAAAGCAAAAAUGGGGAAAUAGCUUUUCUACUUUUAUCUACACCGUUGCGCUCUCAUAUUCUGGUUCACUACUUCAAACACUUGUUCACCCACCAAUCAGUCAUUUCUCUCCUCCUCUCCAAAAAAUUAAUCACAGGUAUGGGGAAAGAUACUUUCAGGUCCAGCCACUACCCCCAUAUAUAGCAAACUACUGCCCGAUCUUAAGCACAUUCAUUACCACACAGGAAAUAAGUCCCCUUUGAGGGCUAAUAUGUGCAAUCUUGCAAUGUCCUUCUAACGUGGCAUAAGACAUUCCAUCAGCUGCUUGAAGUGGCACUAUCAUUUUCCCUUCACCUCUCUUUUCAGCACCUGCAAUAAAAGUGUUCAGCUAUUUUGGAAUAGAAUGGCAAAAUACCCAUCAAAAAUCAGUCAUUGUGGAACAGAAAAAAUAGAAAUCUUGAAGGAGUACAAUGCUAUGUUUCAAUGUUGCUGCCAACAAGAUUGGUAGGCUACUUUAUUCCUCUAGAUUUUUUAACUACUGUGUGCAUUUUUAUCACAAGAUUUCCAAGCAGUGGAUAUUUGCAAUCAGAAGUCCAGAUAAAAUAUUUUGUUUUAGAUGCUUUUAUUUUUACGCAGCAUACAGAACUGCUCUUGCUACAUCCAACAUCAAGAAAAACAAAACACUGCUUAAAUAUUUGUUGAUUUCAGCUAAUUUUAAUUAUGGUGACUAUAAUAAACUGUAGCAAAUUCUUUAUCUUUCCUUUUUGAUGAAUAUAUGUAACUGCAGAUGUAUAUUGGGACGAUUCUUGUUCUUUCAACCAAUCUAACAAAGGAUAAUCGGGGGCUGGUAUUAAUAAAGUAAUUCCUACAAUAUUAAUCUGUAUACUGUAUUGUUUAUGAAUUCAGGAGAGUUGGAUUUUCACUGGUCAUAAGAUGCUAUCUGCUUAGUUCUAAGCUUAUUUUGUCCUCCAACCCCACCAGCAGGAGGCAAUAGAUCCUUUGUGUUAAAAACCAUUGUUCUUAUCAAAAUGGAAAUGUCCUUCAAAUAUCUGAAAGCUUGAGCAAAUAUUUCUAACAAGAAAAGGAAAUCUUACAUAAUUAAAAGACAUAAAGUGGUCCUUCUAUAGUCAGAUUGAUAUAUCGCUUGCUUGAUGCAGAGGGGUUAGAGGAACAAUCCAAACAUAUUCACAGAGAUGCUCCAGAGCUUUCCUGAUGGAGGC